Hirundo rustica (Barn swallow) is the source of this 4340-nucleotide messenger RNA. It is a transcript of the gene GNG2, whose product is annotated as G protein subunit gamma 2. Gene Ontology annotation, molecular function: G-protein beta-subunit binding. The record is from RefSeq and is a predicted model, not a curated record. Gene Ontology annotation, cellular component: heterotrimeric G-protein complex. The coding region runs from base 422 to 637 and encodes 71 amino acids. Lineage: Eukaryota; Metazoa; Chordata; Aves; Passeriformes; Hirundinidae. The transcript has 4 exons. Gene Ontology annotation, biological process: G protein-coupled receptor signaling pathway.
GCUGAGCCGCUUCCUGUAGGCAGCGGGAUGAGCGCAGACAAAGCUGGGUGGGGACUCGCCGCUCGGGGCUGCUGCUGACCACCCUCCUCCUCCUCCUCCUCCUCCUGCGGCCGCAUCCCUCCGGCCCUCCCUCUUCCACCAUCCAUCCAUCCCUCCAUCCAUCCAUCCCAGCGUCCGUCCGUCCGUCCGUCCAUCCAUCCAUCCAUCCCUCCGUCCGCCUGUCCGUCCCACCGCCCGCCUGCCCCGCGGGGACCGGGGCACCGCCGCCCGCUUCCAGGCGGUGAAGGGCCGAGAGGAGCGGAGCUUCCCUUAGAGGCGCAAAUCACCGGAGAGAUCGGCUCCUGGGCUGGGAGCAGCCCCGCAGCUGAUCCCGGUGUGUUCCCGCCCGCAGCCCGUCCCCGGGAGCGCUCCUGGCCCGCCCAUGGCUAGCAACAACACUGCUAGCAUAGCGCAAGCCCGCAAGCUGGUGGAGCAGCUGAAGAUGGAGGCCAACAUCGACAGGAUAAAGGUGUCCAAAGCAGCAGCAGACCUGAUGGCGUACUGCGAAGCCCACGCCAAGGAGGACCCGCUAUUGACCCCCGUCCCGGCCUCAGAAAACCCCUUUAGAGAGAAGAAGUUCUUCUGCGUGAUCCUGUAAACCCUGGAGGAGCCUGACGGGCACUCAGGCCACCCUGAACACUGGUGUAGAGUUUUUAGGAACGGGGACGACCUGCUGGUCCGCAGAAUUUAAACAAAAAUAAGUUAGAAAAAAAAAGCAAAACAAAACAAACCCACGGCCUGGAAGCUACAGAGAUGUGCAUGUUUAAAGAACCCGGCCACCCUUGGGGGAAUCAGAUGAUCCGCAUUGCGAGGCAAAAGAUCUGAAGUCUGUAGAGUUGCCUAGAAAGAGAAACAAACAAACAAACAAACAAACAAACAAACAAACAAACAAAACCCAUGUAAAGGAUAAAUCCGUGUCACUUUUCCGCUCACGCAAUUGUUGGGUUGUUCCGUACUUAGAGCACCAGGGCGGUGCUGAGCAAAGUCAGCUGCUGAGGAUGUGCAUAACCUUCUCGGAAUGAUGCUGUUGGUUUCUCUCCAAGCUGACGCUUUUGAUUUGUCAGAUAACAAUAGCGGCAGGUUAGGUGGCUGUGCUGUUACUCGGUGUUUGGUCUCGUGCUUUUUCAUUUCUGGCUGUAGUGUAGCAGGGGGUGGGUCCGGGGGGGGACACCGGCAGCUCCGUGUCCCCAGAAAACCCCGCUUCCUUGUUUUUUUGGUUUUUUUUUUUUACCAUUCUCUCGGUGGUUAGCUUUGGUUCUGCGAGUAGAAGUGGUUCCUGUGUCGUGCUUGGUGCUUCCCAGCCCCGUGAUGAGCAUUCAGUGGUAGUUGCAUGAGAGUUUCAAUUCCGUUCAUCCGCUCCAGACUUUUCUUUUCCAGCGUUUGGCACCACGUGCUGGUGGAAGAAGCCGUAGGGAGGAAGCAGAGGUGAUUCUGAGAAUGAAGGGAGCUCCUGAGAUGCCUUAGACGUGCCUGAAAUGCCUCCUGCCGCAGGGUGCAGGGCGAGCCAGAAAAUCCGAAAAUCAAAGCCGACCGCUUCUUUCCGGGUCUUUCCUUUCUCCGACACCUCUGUGCCUCUGCCCUCCUCGCUUGGUCCUGCGCUUUUCCCUGUUCCUGGUGGCUCUUCCUUCCCUUGGGGCUGGUCUGGAAUGUUGCUGGGGUGUUGUUCAGUGCUGGGAUGCUGCUCCAGGGUGGGAUACAGCCCCGUGGUGGGAUGCUGCUCCUCCAUGGAAUGCUGCUCCUCCAUGAGAGGAUACAGUCCCAUGGUGGGAUGCUGCUCCAUGGAAUGCUGUUCCACCACAGGAUGCUGCUCCUCCAUGGAAUGCUGAUCCAUGACAGGAUAUAGCCUCAUGGUGGGAUGCUGCUCCUCCAUGGAAUGCUGCUCCUCCAUGGAAUGCUGCUCCUCCAUGAGAGGAUACAGUCCCAUGGUGGGAUGCUGCUCCAUGGAAUGCUGUUCCACCACAAGAUGCUGCUCCGUGGUGGGAUACAGCCCUGUGGUGGGAUGCUGCCCCUCCAUGGAAUGCUGCUCCAUGGUGGAAUGCUGCUCCAUGGUGGAAUGCUGCUCCAUGACGGGAUACAGCCCCGUGGUGGGAUGCUGCCCCUCCAUGGAAUGCUGCUCCAUGGUGGAAUGCUGCUCCAUGGUGGAAUGCUGCUCCGUGACGGGAUACAGCCCCAUGGUGGGAUGCUGCCCCUCCAUGGAAUGCUGCUCCAUGGUGGAAUGCUGCUCCAUGACGGGAUACAGCCCCGUGGUGGGAUGCUGCCCCUCCAUGGAAUGCGGCUCCAUGGUGGAAUGCUGCUCCGUGACGGGAUACAGCCCCGUGGUGGGAUGCUGCUCCUCCGUGGAACGCUGCUCCUCCAUGGAAUGCCGCUCCAUGGUUGGAUGCUACUCCAAAAUGGGAUGCUGCUCUACCCUGGGAUGCUGCUCCUCCAUGGAAUGCUGCUCCAUGGUGGAAUGCAGCCCCAUGGUGGGAUGCUACUCCAAAAUGGGAUGCUGUCCCACCGUGGGAUGCAGUCCCACCCUGGGAUGCAGUCCCACCCUGGGAUGCUGUUCCAUGCUGGGAUGCUGUUCCACGCUGGGAUGCAGUCCCACCAUGGGAUGCUGUUCCACGCUGGGAUGCAGUCCCACCAUGGGAUGCUGUUCCACGCUGGGAUGCUGUCCUAAUAUGGGAUGCUGUCCCAGCAUGGAAUGCAGUCCCACCCUGGGAUGCAGUCCCACCCUGGGAUGCUGUCCCGCCCUGGGAUGCUGUCCCACCAUGGAAUGCCGCCUCACGUUGGGAUGUUUCUGCCCCUUCCUGCCCCCUCCUCUCCCGUUCCCGCUGCCCCCUCACCCCGUUGGGAAGGGCCGGGGCAGCAGCCCUGGGAGCCGUGGGGCCGCCCCUUCCUGGAGGUGCCCGAUUCCCUGUUUACACACCGCCUGGGCUCUGUUCCAGGCUGGGGAGUUAUCCCCAGGUCUGCUUCACCUGCUCCCAGCUCCUGGGGGACGCACGCCACCGUUUUGGGCUCCUCCUUGGGUCCAUCCUUCUGUGGGUGUGGCUUGUCUCUCCUUUCUGCUGCUAAACACCUCCUGGCUUCCCCCUGCUCGUCCAUCCUCCUGGGAAACCUCGGGAAUCGUCACCUUGGGAAUCGUAACGUGGGGAUUUACGUACAAAAUGUCACAAAGGGGCUCGGGGGUCUGCGGUGACCCCGCUGAACCUGUUCUGAAUCAGGUGUGAGCUUAAAAAAAAAAAAUCCCUGUGGAUCUGGGAGGGCAAAAGUCUUUAGGUACUUUUUGGUAACUCUUUCUAGCCCAUGAAAAAAAAAAAAAAAAAAAAAAGUGCUUUUUUGGUUUUUCUACCUUUUCAUACUCUUUUUCUAGCUCUUCUACAGAAAAGGCCAGUUCUUCUCACACUGGACUCCAAACUUUUGGCACCUGGGAGUGUUUAUAAGCCACGAGUAGCCUAGAUGGUCCCAGCCCCCCCCGGCUAAUUCCUCCAAUUUUGAUCUUUUUUACAACAGCUCCCGUAGUUUUAGGAUGAAGGACGGAUGAAGUGGUUUGCUCUGCAGCUGGUUUCACUCUUGGUUUUACCAGGCAGAGAUGUAAAAACCCCAUCCCGAGUUUUAUCUUUUCUUUUUAAUCUGGUUUGUUGUCACAGAGAGUGAAGCGCAGCCGGCCUGACCCGGGGCUCCCACCCCCUCCCACCCCUUCUUCAAACGCUGUCACAAAAGUGGUUUGUAACAAUUUUUCUAACGUCCUGCCUGUUUUACAACUGGAAUUCUUAAUAACUCAGACGACGAAAUAAACCUGCAUGAACGCGGGGGAAGCGGGGAGGGGCGGGGGGAGGUUUUGAAUUAACCCCAAAAGUACUCAUUGAAGGUGUUUUACGUCGCUGGGCUUGAUUUUCCGUCUGGUCGUGGUGUUCCCGUUGGUGUGCUGCCAGGUAUUUUCACCCCAGUAUUUCUAUUUACACAGAUCUGCCUUUGUUAGCCAAGCAGAGAUCGCCUGCCAAGGUUGUUUCCCUUCCUCACAACCAAAAAAAAUCCCACCCAUCCCUCCAUCCCCGUGCUGGAUUUCCAGUCUCAAAUGACAUUCUGCUACCCCCAGGCUUUUAUAGAGAAAAAAAAAAUUAAUAUCUGGAGUACUGGAAAUAAGACUUUUAUUGUCUGCAAACGUUGCUGGUGGCAAGCCUGCCCGCGGGCUGCCACCCUGCCAGCAGCAGGAUUUUGGGGAGGGGGCGGUUGUAGGCGAAAGCCGGUCGUGGUGUAGCGCAUCCCCAUCCCAUGUGGUCUGUGUACUCGUUGGAAAUAAACUUUUGGAUUUGUUUCAA